AUGGCUUUCCGACAGCGAGUCCUGCCACUCCUCGGUGCUUCGGCCGUCGGUGUCGGUAUCGGCUACUAUGUCUUUGAUCCCUUGCUGCAGCAGUAUGCAAAGGAUACCAACGGCACCUUCCAAGCUGGUGCACCUGGCAGCAACACGCUUCCAGACUUGAAGCCUCAUUCAGGUGCCACUACCGAGCUUCAUGAGCGUCCGCCUCUUGGCUCUUCUGCUGCUCGAGGCGUCUCUGGUAUCGCUGCGCGUCCAGGCACUGAUCUCAAGCACAACGACCCUAACGCCCUCCCCGGUAGCGUACCUUACGGAACUGUCUCCAAAGAGUUGGAGCAGCUUCGCCGCAACGCUCACGACAAGGUCGACCAAGCCGAACAGAGGCUCGAGGAUGCCAAGAACAACGUUGAGAACAAGUAUUACGACGCAAAGAAUGAGGUCAAGAGCUCCUGGCGCUCGGCUAAAGGCAGCGCUGAAGGUGCUUAUGACAGCGCAGCUCAGAGUGCUGAGAACGCCAAGCAAGAUGUAAAGUCUAGCUGGUUUUCUGCGAAGAACACGGCCGAGCAGAAGGCUAACGAGGCCGAGGCUCAGGCUAAGAAGGGCUGGUCCACUGCCAAAGACAAGGCAGAGGAAGCUGGCGAGCAGGCAAAGUCUGGUUGGUUCUCCGCCAAGAACACCGCCCAGGAGAAGGCCGACGAGGCUGCCAAUCAAGCCAAGCAAGGCUGGUUCGCCUCCAAGGACAAGGCUGAAGACAUCAAAGAACAGACCAAAUCCAGUUUCUUCUCGACGAAAUCAGCCGCUGAGCGCAAGGCUGAUGAGGCGGCCCAGUCUGCCAAGCAGGGAUGGUCCAGUGCCAAGGACAAGGCAGCUGAGGCCGGCGAACAAGCCAAGUCAAGUUUCUUCUCUACUAAAUCGGCUGCCGAGCAGAAAGCCGAUGAGGCUGCUCACCAGGCUAAGUCCAGCUGGUUCUCCACCAAGUCCGCAGCUGAGCAGAAGGCUGACGAAGCUGCUACUUCCGCCAAGUCGGGCUGGUUCUCUGCUAAGGACACCGCUGAUGAUGCUGCCAACCGCGCCAAGUCUGGCUUCUUAUCCACAAAAACGGCCGCUGAACAGAAGGCUGAUGAGGCAGCUGACUCCGCCAAGUCAGGCUGGUUCACCGCUAAGGAUAAGGCUCAGGAAGCUAAGGACCAGGCCAAGAGCUCCUGGUUCUCAGGCAAGUCUGCUGCCGAGGACAAGUACGAUCAGGCCAAGGAUGAGGCUCAGAAGGGCUGGUUCAACCUCAAGAGCAAGGCCGAAGAUGCUGCUGAUGACGUUGGCAGCCAAGCUAAGAGCCACAGCGACCAGGUCGAGCACAACGCUCAGCAAAAGAUCCUUGCUGCUCAGUACAACGCUGAGGUGCGUGCUGGCGAGGCUCGUGGCCACUUCCAGGACAGCGGCGUCAAAGCAGACUACAAGGACCUCAAGCAGACCGGCAAGGAGUGGAAGUCAGAGCUUAAUGCCAAGGCUCGUGAUGCCCACAACCAGGCCGAGAGCGAGUACAGGGCACUCCGUGACCAGUCGCAGCAGGGUUACAAGAACCUCAAAGACGAGGCUAACUCGAGCUUCUACAACCUCAAGGACAAGGCUGACAGCGGAUAUGAGAGCCUCAGAGACAAGACAGCUGAGGGUCUCGACUAUGCCGGCGACAAGCUGCACAGUGGCGCACGAAAGGUCGAGGGCAACCAGAAGCCUGAGUCAACUGGUUUGUGGAACUGGAUCUUUGGCAACGGACGGGCUACCGAGAAGGUUGCUUCGAACCUCGAGUAA
Molecule: messenger RNA, 1800 nt
Organism: Ustilago hordei
Lineage: Eukaryota; Fungi; Basidiomycota; Ustilaginomycetes; Ustilaginales; Ustilaginaceae
Exons: 1
Coding region: 1-1800 (599 amino acids)
Source: RefSeq, a predicted model, not a curated record